Molecule: messenger RNA, 198 nt
Organism: Dibothriocephalus latus
Lineage: Eukaryota; Metazoa; Platyhelminthes; Cestoda; Diphyllobothriidea; Diphyllobothriidae
Source: the annotation of a GenBank genome assembly
GAAGAGGAACGUGAGGCCAAGCGGCAACGCGAGGCAGAAGUGCAGGCGAAAGUUGAGGCUCUACGACUGGAACGGGAGAAACGCUUGGAAGAAGAGCGAGGAAAGUUCCUUGAGAAGGCCAAACAAAUCAUUAUUGAUCCUGAUGCAGGGGGUCUUUGUCGAACCUUGUUCCCUCCUAUAAUCAGGGUACAGUGGUAA